Messenger RNA from Rodentolepis nana, 168 nucleotides. The record is from the annotation of a GenBank genome assembly. NCBI's taxonomy places the organism in Eukaryota, Metazoa, Platyhelminthes, Cestoda, Cyclophyllidea, Hymenolepididae.
AUGUGUUUUUAUAGGAGGCUUGUGUUGGUGUUUUUUUUUGCGGAGGUUGCGAAUGAUGCGUUAGAGUUCACAUUGGGGAUCGCUCCUUCGGGUCUGGAGUUCUGUUUCGAUAGAAGGGGGUUCCUUAAUGUGAGUACUUCUUUGCUAGCUUCUGUUGUAUGCUGUUAA